AUGCUGGGGCAGACGCUGGGACAGCUGCUGUUGUGGUCGCCAGCGAUCCCAUUAAUAAGGGAAGGAGUGGGUCUUCGGCUGGUGGAUCAACCUCUGGCUCUAGCUCAUGCACCGCACAGGAUGCAGGUGCUGGGGCAGGAGAAGAAGACGGAGGUGGAAGACCACGAAGAGGAUAUUGAGCAGCAGACGCGGUUUCGAGUGCGCGAGCGAAUCCAGCUCGCAGUUGGUGCUGAGACGUGA
Molecule: messenger RNA, 240 nt
Organism: Colletotrichum truncatum
Lineage: Eukaryota; Fungi; Ascomycota; Sordariomycetes; Glomerellales; Glomerellaceae
Source: RefSeq, a predicted model, not a curated record